Messenger RNA from Passer domesticus (house sparrow), 11118 nucleotides. RefSeq names its product B-Raf proto-oncogene, serine/threonine kinase (gene BRAF). Gene Ontology annotation, molecular function: ATP binding; protein kinase activity. The coding region runs from base 164 to 2461 and encodes 765 amino acids. The record is from RefSeq and is a predicted model, not a curated record. Gene Ontology annotation, cellular component: cytoplasm. The transcript has 19 exons. Gene Ontology annotation, biological process: protein phosphorylation; Ras protein signal transduction. Lineage: Eukaryota; Metazoa; Chordata; Aves; Passeriformes; Passeridae.
UGUGACGUCACGAGGCCGGGCGUGACGCGCCGGCGGCGCUGGGAGCGGGCCGGGACCGCGCUCGCCGCCCGCCCCUCGCACUACGGGUCGCGGCUGGGGCCGCCCCGGUGGCGGGGACGCGGCCGCCCCCGGCCCCGCCCUCGCCCCGCCGCUCCGGCCCAAGAUGGCGGCGCUGAGCAGCGGCGGCAGCGCCGAGGGGGCCUCGCUCUUCAACGGGGACAUGGAGCCCGAGCCGCCCGCGCUCGGCGCCGGCUACGCGGGGGGCGGCAGCGGCGAGCCGGCCAUCCCGGAGGAGGUGUGGAACAUCAAACAGAUGAUUAAAUUGACACAAGAGCAUAUAGAAGCACUGCUAGACAAAUUUGGAGGAGAGCAUAACCCACCUUCAAUAUAUCUAGAGGCCUAUGAAGAGUACACCAGCAAGCUUGAUGCUCUACAGCAGAGAGAACAGCAGUUACUGGAAUCCAUGGGGAAUGGAACUGAUUUCUCUGUCUCCAGUUCAGCUUCAACAGACACAGUUGCAUCAUCUUCCUCCUCUAGCCUCUCUGUAGCACCUUCAUCCCUUUCAGUGUAUCAAAACCCUGCUGAUAUGUCACGGAAUAACCCUAAGUCUCCACAGAAGCCCAUUGUUAGAGUCUUCCUGCCCAACAAGCAAAGGACUGUGGUUCCAGCAAGAUGUGGAGUGACAGUCCGAGACAGCCUAAAAAAAGCGCUGAUGAUGAGAGGUCUUAUUCCAGAAUGCUGUGCUGUUUACAGAAUACAAGAUGGAGAGAAGAAGCCAAUUGGCUGGGACACAGACAUUUCCUGGCUCACAGGAGAGGAGUUGCAUGUGGAAGUUUUGGAGAAUGUGCCACUCACAACACACAAUUUCGUACGCAAAACGUUCUUCACGUUGGCGUUCUGCGAUUUCUGUCGGAAGCUGCUUUUCCAGGGGUUCCGCUGCCAGACUUGUGGCUACAAAUUUCACCAGCGCUGUAGCACAGAAGUGCCACUGAUGUGUGUUAAUUAUGACCAACUUGAUUUGCUGUUUGUCUCCAAGUUCUUUGAACAUCACCCCAUACCACCGGAGGAGGCCUCCUUAGGAGAGACCACCCCAGCAUCUGGAUCAUACCCCUCAGUGCCCCCCUCAGAUUCUGUUGGACCACCAAUUCUCCCUAGUCCUUCUCCUUCAAAAUCCAUUCCAAUCCCACAGCCCCUCCGACCAGCAGAUGAAGACCAUCGGAAUCAAUUUGGGCAACGCGACCGAUCCUCUUCAGCUCCCAACGUUCACAUCAAUACAAUCGAGCCAGUCAAUAUUGAUGACUUGAUUAGAGACCAGAGUUUACGAGGAGAGGCAGGCUCAGCUGCAGGCUUGUCUGCAACACCUCCCGCUUCUUUGCCCGGGUCACUAACCAAUGUGAAAGCGUUACAGAAAUCACCAGGACCCCAGCGGGAAAGGAAGUCAUCCUCAUCCUCAGAAGACAGAAAUCGAAUGAAAACUCUUGGUCGACGGGAUUCAAGUGAUGAUUGGGAGAUACCAGAUGGACAGAUCACAGUUGGACAAAGGAUAGGGUCUGGAUCAUUUGGAACAGUCUACAAAGGAAAGUGGCAUGGUGAUGUGGCAGUGAAAAUGUUGAAUGUUACGGCACCCACACCUCAACAGUUACAGGCUUUCAAAAAUGAAGUAGGAGUGCUCAGGAAAACACGACAUGUGAAUAUCUUGCUUUUCAUGGGUUAUUCAACAAAACCCCAGUUGGCUAUUGUUACACAAUGGUGUGAAGGGUCCAGUUUGUAUCACCAUCUACACAUCAUUGAGACCAAAUUUGAAAUGAUCAAGCUAAUUGAUAUUGCACGACAGACUGCACAAGGCAUGGAUUAUUUGCAUGCCAAGUCAAUCAUCCACAGAGACCUCAAGAGUAAUAAUAUUUUUCUUCAUGAAGACCUCACAGUAAAAAUAGGUGAUUUUGGUCUAGCAACAGUGAAAUCACGAUGGAGUGGAUCCCAACAGUUUGAACAGUUGUCUGGUUCCAUUUUAUGGAUGGCACCAGAAGUUAUUCGGAUGCAAGAUAAAAACCCAUAUAGUUUUCAGUCGGAUGUGUAUGCAUUUGGGAUUGUUCUCUAUGAAUUGAUGACUGGACAAUUGCCGUACUCCAACAUCAACAACAGGGACCAGAUAAUUUUCAUGGUGGGACGAGGAUACCUAUCUCCAGACCUUAGCAAAGUACGGAGCAACUGUCCCAAAGCUAUGAAGAGACUAAUGGCAGAAUGCUUAAAGAAGAAAAGAGAUGAGAGACCCCUUUUUCCACAGAUUCUUGCCUCCAUUGAGCUUCUGGCCCGGUCAUUGCCAAAAAUUCACCGCAGUGCAUCUGAGCCCUCAUUGAACCGGGCUGGCUUCCAGACAGAGGAUUUUAGUCUAUAUGCUUGUGCUUCUCCAAAAACACCCAUCCAAGCAGGGGGAUACGGAGAAUUUGCAGCGUUCAAGUAGCCACAGCACCAUGGCAGCACCCACUCUGUUAUUUAAGUCUUGUGUUCCUACAGUUUCUUAACAUCAGAGCUCCAUUCUGCUCCGCAAAACCUAAAGUAAUUUAGAAAAGAUAUCCAUAAGCUUAAAAGUGGAGCAGAAUGGAACCACCAGUCCAACACAAUGGGAAAAAGUACCUUUUUGGGAACCAGAGUCCUCUGCUGCCAGUGUUUCUCCUUCAACACAAACCACCACGUGCAUUCGGAGAUCUGCAGUGGCUGCCUGUGCCGUUGGCAUCACUCCCAGCAGAGAGGAGAGGGCUCAUGGUGUGCCUGUGGUGCUCGGGCGCGAGGGGACGGAGCUGCUGCUGCUGCUGCUGACCUUAGGAGACUUGCUUUGGAUGGGCUGCCGGCCGCCUUUCUCCCUCUAACAGCGUAACCAUCAGAGGCUGAACGUCUGAUGAGUGCUAAUUUCAAAGAAUCAUUUUCCAUUCUGAUCCUUUUUUUUUCCUGGUGUACUUACUGAUUUACAGACAAAGCAGUAUCCCCUUUUCGCUGUAUUACGGUGUCAAACACCUCAAUCUGUCUGUAUUGCUGGGGUUUAUUCCUUUAAAAUUAAAAGUGUGGGGCAGUGGGAGCUGGAGAUGUUAUUCUGAAGGCAGAGAGGUUCAUCUGAAGGAAAAGGGGAUGCUGCCACACCUUUUUUUCAGAUUUACUUUACCACAUCUUAAAAAGAACAAACAACAACCACCAUCUUUAACCUUUUUCCUUUUCGAGUAUUUUCUUGGUGUGUGCAUACACAACAUCUUUUUGAAGGAUUAGGUUGAUCCUUUUUUUGUUGGUCCAGCAACAAACUGAAGUUUAAAAAAAAUGUAGCAAGAUUGUCCUCUUUUAUUUUUUUUUUUGUAUCAUGUGAUACAAUGUAUUUAUCAAAGAUGCUACUGCAGCAUCUAAAGUCUGUAGAAAUCCUGAUACAGACUGUGAAUGGUGUAUGUACCUACUUUAAAAGUUUUAUUUUAAACGAGGGUGCAGGUUAAUGCCAGGUACCUUACCAAUAUGUAAUGUUUUCAUAAAUGAGGAAAAAAGUUCUCAGGUUGAAUUGAAUUCAAAUACAAUCCCCCCCUAGAAUUAGACAUUCCAAAAAUUAUGUUUUGGUACUUUCAAGAGCUUUUUUUAAAGGAUUUUUAUCCUGUUAACUAAACGUCCUCUGAUAAGUGUGUGUGUAAAUGUGGAGCAUCUUGUCCUAAUGGCAAGUUGUUAGAUCAAAACAAAACGGUACUUGCUGGAUCCACGCUGACUACUCCUCCUCUCAUUGCUUUCCUCCCUGUCAUCUCUUCCCUUCUGCUUGUCUUUCCCUUCUGUACACUUUGCAAACUAGGACAAAGGUGGCGGUGUCUCCAUUAGAGUGCUUUGUUUUCCUGUCCUCCAGUCCUGGUUUUCAAAUGGUUAGUAGCUUUUUGAAAAGUUACCCAGUCAGGGAAAACAACAACUCGUAGAAUUCUGCACAUCAUUUACCUCUAGCAGUAUAUGUCGCGAUGUGAUCUGCUUGCAGAGUUCUCUGGUAUGUGGUAUUACCUGUAAAUUGUUUGUACAAAGGCAAGGCAGACCACAUUGGAAAGAAACUCAAGCUCAGACAGAAGUUUCCAGAAUUUGAUUCAUAUCAGCCCUGUGCCACUCCAGAGGAGGCAGGAGAACUGACCCCUCUCUAGCAGAGAGGUUCUUGCUGGGAGGAGGUGGGGAGUUUUUAACAAAAUCAUGACAAAUAAAUGAAGGAGUUAAAUGUGUGUGAAUGUGGUGUCCAUGCUAAACGUGGAUAUACCGAGUGAGGGUGCUGUCCUUCCCUCCCUAGGGAAAGGGGACUGUUCCUGCCUGCAGAAGGUUGCUCCCAGAUGAAGGGAGAGAAGCACAUUGGAAGUAGAAGGUGUUUUUAAUAACCUGCAAUUUUGCUGUGUUGCUGGUAGUCUGUUACGUUUGUCAGUAAAUAUUUACUGGGGCUAUAGGGACCGGACUGAUCUGAAGUGGGAAUUAAAACUGAAAUACUGUGUAUUCAUAUUAAUUCCACAAACAUUAGCAAGAUAGCAAUAGUAAAUGACUUAAUAGUCACUACAAGAAUGAAGUGAUUCAUGUUGAAACAUGAACAGAAUUGAUUUUGUGUAUGGGACACAUUUUAAAAACGAAGGAAAAAAAAGCACAAAUUUUUUUCUUGUCUGCUGUGGGUCUUCAGAUGCUGUAAGGUUUUUACCUUAAUGAGGUUAGCAGAAAUUUAAAAAGUAGCAAUAGCCACUUUCCAGUGUGGAGAAGCUGAUGCAGAGCAGUGGUAGCAGAUGGAGUGCUCCCUGGUGAUCAUCUGAGGCCAGUACCUGAGAGGUGGAGGGAGCCUGGGGCCAUGGUGGCAGCAGGCAGGUGAGAGCACUUACCAGAUACAGGCUCCCAGGGGGAAAGGAGUCCCUGCUUCUCCUUUCACCCUGUGAUUGGCUCCAGCCCCUUUAUGGGCUGUGGCCCUAUUUGUACAUGUCAGGGAUACUGAGGUCAAGGUUCUCUCAAAAGAAGCUGUUAACAGAGCAAGUAUGGACAGGUGGUUCAACACUCAUUUGUUUCACAGAGCUUGUUAAAAUCUCUCGUUUCCUUCCAUAAAGUCAUGCUGGCAGAAAAUUCUCUGUUAGGAACUUCAUUCUAUCUUUGCUUAAAAAGAACUUACUUUGGUGAAGAUUCAUUACCCAUUAGUCUACAAUAUGCUUCUUGAGCCCAUAGGAAAAGCACAAGGAAAAUUGCUAUCCUUGUCCAUGCAAAGCACUUUAUAAGUAACACAUGAUCUCUUGGGUUUUUUUUUUACUGGGGUUUGUUUGUAGUUUUGUUUUUCUUUUUUUGUUUCUGGUUUUGGUUGGUUUUUUCCCUGAGGAAUGUGCAAGUUGUUUGGCUGCUGUUUAGAGAAGUCCUUUCAGGAUGCAUUUCUACUGGUUUUCUUGUUUGUUUCCCUCCAGAUAGCUGUAGUAAUGUGUGUUUGUCUGUAAGAGUUCCCAGGUAAUGCUCAUGCAAAACUUUGAAAGAAAUGUAGUUUGUAAAUAAUUGGGAUUAUUUUUGGUUUUAUCUUUUACUUUAGGAGUUUUUCUGGAUGUCUUGCAUGCCAUCAGAGCCAGUCUUAAAGAUGCCCUGUAGCUAUUUAGUGAAUGGGGACUCAAGAAUAGAUGAGAAAGGAGUGCUCUCUGUAGCAGUGGGAUGAAGGAAGUAAGCUGAAAUGACCAAUACAUUCAUGCAUGUUACCCUAAACUCCUUAAGCUCCUUCGUGGUGUCCCAGCCACGGGCACAUGCCAUAGUAUGGAAAUGUGAGUACACCCUUCAUGUGCACAUGUUGGGACAAACACCUAGAGAGUCAUUCUGCUUCUUUUAGCUCUAUAGUAUCUUGUAUUCCUAAUCAUUUGCAAAAGUACCAGUAUCCAGUCCCAGCUAUUCAUAUCUUUUUCAACCAGGCACAGACCUUCCCCUCCGCCUUUCCUUUUCCAUACAGGUGACAGAGGUCUGUUACCUGCUAAACCUUCCUGCUGAGUAUGUGAUUGUUUCCCCUGGCAUAUUUGCCAGAACUGCAGCAUUGUGGUGGAGCUCAAACCAAAUGGCAGGGAUAUAGAAGCCAGGUUACUUUGAAAGUAAUUGCUGUGUCAAUUAAGCCCUACAUAGCCCCAGAUACAAUUAGCCCAGUCAUUUCUUUUUUUUUUUCCUAAACUCAUGCAGGUCAUUAGAUGAAUCCACUUCUGCUUUUUAUGCUUACCCAAAAUCAUCUUUUCUUGUACUUGAAUGCUCUAGCAGCUGAUAAUGAUGCAGAAUGUUUGAGAACAAAUACUUCAUUUUACUAUGGUGUCUUAGCAUCACUUGGGUUAGUAUGUGCUCCUUGGAGGCAGAAUUUGGCCUUUGUAACAUAAAAUGAGUGAAAUUGUGAUUGUUGAUAAAUACCAUGUCUUUCCAUAAAUGCCCAGACUGGGGGAAAAGUACCCCAGAGAUCACACAUAAAUAGUUUUUCUUCUGUGUUUGCCUGUGGGUGUAAAUGUAUCCAGCAUUCUACAGAAGGCUGAGGGAAGCCAGAUCCCCAGAUACCUCACAAACAAGUACGGAUUGAAGCUUUGAUAUCUGCAGGGACUAAAUUAGGGAAGAAGCAUGUAGACAUUUCACGCUUCUGCAGCCUCUAGAAUUCAUUCCCUUCUUGACUGUGAGUGCAGCAUUUGUAGCACAAAUUCUUCAUAGUACUGUAGACACGUCCUCUGUUGAUAAAAUGUAUCACCAGUAGCACAGUGGGACAGGCAAAGCUUCUAAGUACAGUCAAGUUAAAAGGCAGCUGCAUGAGUGGCCUCUUGGGCAUCACUCUGAAGGUGCUGAGUGUUCUGGUUUUCUGUGAUGCAUUUUACGUAGAAGUUUAUGAAACAAACUUUGUUUACUGCAGCCUUGUUACUGUGCAUUUGCACUUGAUGUUUGUUUUGGCAUGCAUUUGAAAGACUUGUCUUCACUGUUUCAUUACUUCAUACCAACUUCAUACCCACCAUAUGAUGUUUAGCCAGGGCAAGUACUGGAUUCUGCACCUGAGGUGGAUAACCCUGGCUGUGUGUAUAGACUGGGGGAUGAGAGGCUGGAGAGCACAAAGGGACCUGGGAGUCCUGGUUGAUGGCAAGUUGAACACAAGCCAGCAGUGCCCUGGCAGCCAGGAGGGCCAACCUGUCCUGGGGGCACAGGCACAGCAUGGCCAGGUGGGCAAGGGAGGAGAUAGUCCUGCUCUGGGCUGGGACCUCGGCCUCACCUCGAGUGCUGGGAUGCCACAGUGUAAGAAAGACUAUUCCUAUUAGACUAUUACUAAUGAACUGUUAGAGAGUGUCCAGAGGAGGGCCAUGAGGAUGGUGGAGGGGAAGCCAUAUGAGGAGCAACUGAGGUCUCUUGGUGUGCUUAGCCUGCAGGAGACUGAGGGGAAACUCACUGCAGUUACAGCUUCCUCAUGAGGGGAGGAGGAGGGGCAGGCACUGAUCUCUUUUCUGUGGUGACCAAUGACAGGACCCAAGGGAAUGGCCUGAAGUUGCAUGAGGGGAUGUUUAGGUUGAAUAUCAGGAAAAGGUUUGUCAUCCAGGAGGUGGUCAGACACUGGAACAGGGCAGCGGUCACAGCACCAAGCCUGACAGAGUUCAAGAAGCAUUUGGACAAUGCUCUCAGGCACAUGUGGUGAUUCUUGGGGUAUCCUGUGCAGGGCCAGGAGUUGGACUUUGAUGAUCCUUGUGGGUCCCUUCCAACUCAGCAUAUUCUAUGACACUGUGGUUCUUACCUUAUAAAUUAUCAGAAGAGCAGAGCCAGAUUGUUAAAAUGAAAAAGUUUGCAUUUGAGUUUCAAGGAUGCUAACACAGAAGCUACUAAGAGUGAAUUCAGAUGCAAACUUAACUUCUCUCUUUUUAGAAAAGAGAGCUACCAAGACCCUCUGUUCGAUGGUUUACAUAGGGAUCCCCAAAAACAGUUUUUGUAGUUUGCCAAAUGAUCAUGUGCCUUUGCAACCUUAAGAAGUACAACAGAAUGUAAGCUGGGUGCUUUGUAACUAGAGCAGUGUCUUUGGUUUACAUCUGCUGCAGUAGUUUUGUAUAUAGCUAUCCCUGUAGGUAGGUAGUUUGGAGUUGGUCAGCUCCUGUAAAGGAGCAAGGAGGGCAGAGAGCAUUCCCCAAAACACCUGUUAGCAUUUCAAAGCUAAGAAUUGAAGGAUACCGAAUUUAGUUACAGUAAUCCUGCUGCUGGAAAUCUGCACUAUCAACAGGUAGUGAGGCUCAUUUAACUUAAAAACAAGUAAGCCCUCCUUCCCUUCCAAAGACACACAGAUCUUGUUAAAGAAAGCUCCAAAGAGGCCCGAAGCUACACUCUUCUAUCACCUUGGAAUGAGAUGGUAGAUGGAGAAUGAGAGCUAGAUGAGGAGAAACUGGUGGUUAGCAUUCAUGUAAUCAAGGUUCACAUGUAUCAGACCAUACAAUUAGUUCCUUGUCCCAGAAAAUGCAGUAAGUUUUGUUUCUAGAAUGUCAGCAGGUUUCCUCACUGCUUCCCCUGGGCCUCUUGCAGUUGCUGUCCAGUGCUCACAUCCUGUUAUUGCACAUGAACUGUGGGAAAUGUAGGUGUCUUGUCAGCUGAGGGACAGCCAGUAGGUGUGAAUUUGAUUUUUUCAGCUUUCAAACUGGUUACGUAGACUUCUGGCAGUACCUACGUGUCAGUGUCAUAUUUAACCUACUUGUCCAUGAAGGACAAAAUAAUGGGUUUGGCUAUUAAUGCUUUUUCAGAUAUUUUCCUUUUCUUCCUUGGGGUAGGACUUUUGGCAUAAUUGUAACUUACAAAGUUGUCUAAAUGCACAGUUCUUAUGAGCUAUCAAACCAGUUUUAAUUUGGGUUUGUUCCUUCUAGAAAACAAAGUGUAAAAAUGUUUUACUUAUGUUCCAGGAGCUAUCUGAAAUCCUUCUACCUACCCCAAAUUCUGCACUAAAAGUACAUGUGAUGAUUAUUUUGUCUCUCCUUUUUUUUUUUUUUUUUUUUUGGGUGGCAGGGAGAGGUGUGGUUUUAGGUUUUGGGAGGGGGGGGAGUUGUGGAUUUUUUGGGUUUUGCUUUUGGAACUUCUAAACUACCUAAUAUUUGCUUCACAGCAUCCAGCAGCAGUGUGUUUAGCUCACCCAGCCUCCUCCAGAGCCAACAGUGGCCUGUCCAGUCAUUUUGUCUAGUUCGUCAUAUUUGCAGCAGUUGUACUUUAGAAUAAGCCUUGUGUGAUAUUUACUUUUGAGCAAGUAAACCACAAAAAUAAGUUUGUUUUCUUUUUUUGUUUAUUUGGGUUUGGAAGAUGGUCAGGUUUUGUUUUGAUAAGUGUCAUUCUGUGUUGCAUUUGUCUAUUCACCCUUGCUGAAGAGAAAAUCCAUCUGUGUGUUUGAGAGUUCAGUGGAAUAUUAGGAGAAGAAAUGAAGCCCAUCAUCUGGGCAUGGAUGUUGGAUCUAGGGGGGAAAAUGGACCAAACUUGGGUGUUGGGUUAUUUGGGGAUGGUGGGGGGUUGUGAGGGCAUAAUUUAAAUUAAUUCUGUCUAAAAUAAAGUGUAAGUGCAAUAAAUGUGCUUUUUUAUUCAAAGCUGUGAACCUUUAGGAAAAAAAAAACAAAAACAAAAAAGUCAACCAAAAAAAAAAAGCACAUCAUUCUUUCAUGAGCCUUGUGUCCUACCUGCCUCCCCUUCCUCUCCCUCUCCACAGUUCUCAACGGACAGAAACCUGACAGUGGCCAACUUGCAUGUGUUGGCAACCCAAAUUAACAUUGCUGUUCUGAUCUCAUUGAUGGGAUUGGGGAAAGUCCUGCCCCCUACUUCUCUUCCACUCUUGAAAUCUUCUUGGGCUCCAGUACUGCCCUGUGCCUCUAGAGCAGGAUCUGUCACUACCUGGGAUGCAGGAGCCAGCCCAUCUGCUCUGUGUCAUCCUGACUCCAAAUGCAGCGUUCCUCCUGGCCCUGCAUUCUCCAGGUGGAACCCUCCUCCCGCCCUCCCUGUGGGUGCAGUGAAGGCUCUCCUGGGCUGGGCAGUGACAUUGUUCUCGAGCAAUGGAAAAAGGAAUCAGCCAUCAGCUGCCUGAUGGGAUCCCCUUUCCUUGCCCCCACACACACAUGCAGGCUGGCCACUGUUGCCUUCUGUGACUCUGCCUUGUUUUGCAGGAGCAGGUGUAGGUGUGUGUAACCUGUUGUGCAUUACUUGCACUUUCUCUUUCUUACUUGAGCACAGGCUGCUUUUCCUAGGUCAGGAAAGGGGCACAGGUCUCCUGGGAUUCCCAGGAGAGCGCCAUGCAUUGAGCAGUGACAGAAGGGGUAGUACUCACUGGCUGGACCCUCUGGGGGAGUAAGAGAGGACUGGCUUAUUUAAAGUUUAUAGAUACCCAGAUCUAUAUCCUUUAAACUUUAUUAUUUUUAUAUAUAGUCAAGACAAUGGCAUUACCUCAUAAUACAGAGGCUUGUUUAUGAGAGGCAAAGUACAUAGUAAGGAGAGGAAAGGGAAAUUUAUAUACAGAUUUGAUUUCUUUUGUUUGUUUGUUCCUUAGUGCAAUGAAAUGUAUGUCCCACCACUUUAAACUCUGUGCUAACACAUUCCUAUCAGCUGUAUUCCUUUUUUUUUUUUUUAUUGACCACCAGAGGUUUGCAAGGGGCUUGUGACUGCAAAGUAGAAGGUCCAGUCUGGUUACUUAAAAAAAAAAAACAACCCAUUGUGUUAAUAGAUUUCCAUAGCUGCUUUUCAAAAUCUACAAUGGAGUAAUUGUUUCGAAACUUGUAUUUAUUUUUUAAUUCAUAACAAAAUGUUUAUUUUUGGUUUCCUGUUAGGUAGGUCAUGGCAACUCCCCUUUGUUCCUUCUCAAGUUUCCCCUGUAAUUGCCAAUACAACUUAUUUUUCUUGUUUGUUCCUUCUCCCUUUACUUUUGUUGUCCCUUCAUUUGUACUUUGGAGUUUUUCUCAUGUAAAUUUGUACAAUGGGAAAUAUUGUCCAGUUUGGUUAGAGAGCAUGGAGACUUAAAACAUAUUAAAAUUUGAUAGCUGAAUUCAGAUUGAAGAAAACUAUUUCAGUGUAAAGUUAUUUAAAGAACUCUGUAUUAUAUGAAAGGCAAAAAGUUCUAUGUACUUGAUGUGAAUAUGAGAAUACUGCUAUAAUAAAGAUUGACUGCAUGGAAAAGUC